AUGGACGCCUAUUACACCCCUGCCGACUCGAGCGAAAUCGAAUCCUUGAAAUGGUGCUUGAUGGGGUCUGUCUUCCUUAGCAUGAAGGUAAUUACCAAGAUAGCUACGAAGAGGCUAUGGCUGAUAUCAGAUCGAGCCUUUUACGAGGAAUAUGCACCAACGCCGGUGUUUGACGACAUACCGAACGAGUUGGAGCCGUCCUUGACUUUGGAAGAUUGGAAGUACCUGCAGUCUAUAUGCCACUUUGAUCUCGGAUUUGGAGAGGACGUGCAGAUGUAA
Molecule: messenger RNA, 279 nt
Organism: Guyanagaster necrorhizus
Lineage: Eukaryota; Fungi; Basidiomycota; Agaricomycetes; Agaricales; Physalacriaceae
Exons: 3
Coding region: 1-279 (92 amino acids)
Source: RefSeq, a predicted model, not a curated record